AUGUUCGGCGCUUCUCCCACUCUGGACCCCAUGACUCUUCAGUCGAUGGGCCGUGGCGGUAUAGGCAUGGGGAUACAACCUCAAGCAUACCAACAGCCUUUAGCACAGUCUACUGCCUAUGGCGGUGUCGGCUUUGGAUUGAGCGGUAUGGGACCUAUGGGCUCUACAAAUAGUGUGGGAGGAGGGACAGGCAUGGGAGGAAUCGGCAUGCCGAUGAUGGGAUCGCCCAUGGGAGGCAUGCUGGCUAUGCCGGGGAUGGGUAUCGGCUCCAUGGGAGGCAUGAGUGGACUCGCAGGUGGCAUGCCUGGAAUGGGCAUGAACCCCAUGGCAAUGCGCGCAAUGGCCAUGGCAGGAGGCGGAAUGGGUAUGGGAAUGAGAGGGGCACUUUGCAAUGGGUUGGUCUCUCCGUGGCUUCGUUCCCGUUCGCAUCGAUUCGAAACCAUCAUCUCCCAUUCACUCCUUGAUCCCUCUGCCCUGCCACGUCGACACCGAGGAUGUGUCAGGAAUAACAACAAUGCUCGGCGUGUGAGAACUCCUGCACUCCGUUCUGCUGCAUUUUCUGCCCUUUGA
Molecule: messenger RNA, 570 nt
Organism: Kockovaella imperatae
Lineage: Eukaryota; Fungi; Basidiomycota; Tremellomycetes; Tremellales; Cuniculitremaceae
Exons: 1
Coding region: 1-570 (189 amino acids)
Source: RefSeq, a predicted model, not a curated record